Platichthys flesus (European flounder) is the source of this 4629-nucleotide messenger RNA. Its product is annotated as potassium voltage-gated channel subfamily KQT member 2-like. Gene Ontology annotation, cellular component: membrane. The coding region runs from base 1 to 2730 and encodes 909 amino acids. Gene Ontology annotation, molecular function: voltage-gated potassium channel activity. Gene Ontology annotation, biological process: potassium ion transport; transmembrane transport. The record is from RefSeq and is a predicted model, not a curated record. The transcript is spliced from 17 exons. NCBI's taxonomy places the organism in Eukaryota, Metazoa, Chordata, Actinopteri, Pleuronectiformes, Pleuronectidae.
AUGGUGCAGAAAUCUCUCAACGGCGGGGCUUACCCAACUCCAGCCGGAGAGAAGAAGCACAAAGUCGGGUUCGUCGGACUGGACCCCGGGGCUCCCGAAUCCAGCAGGGACGGCGCGCUGCUGAUCGAGGGCUCGGGGAGCACCAAGCGGGGCAGCAUCCUCUGCAGACGCAGGUCCAGCCUCUCCGCAGGCAGACCCCGACCGUCGAAGAAAUAUGCCAGCUAUCGGAAACUGCAGAAUUUCCUCUACAACGCGCUGGAGAGACCGCGGGGAUGGGCGUUCAUCUACCACGCUUAUGUCUUCCUGCUGGUCUUCUCCUGUCUCAUCCUCUCCGUCUUUGCAACAAUCAAAGAGUUCAAAAACAGCUCAGAGAGUGCCUUGUACAUACUGGAAAUUGUGACCAUUGUGGUGUUUGGUGUGGAGUACAUUGUGAGGAUAUGGGCUGCUGGCUGCUGCUGUCGAUACAGAGGAUGGAGUGGGAGGCUGAAAUUUGCCAGAAAGCCUUUCUGUGUCAUAGACAUCAUGGUGCUGAUCGCCUCAGUGUCGGUUCUGGCAGCUGGAUCGCAGGGCAAUGUUUUUGCCACCUCAGCCAUCAGGAGCUUGAGGUUUCUGCAGAUCCUGCGCAUGCUACGUAUGGAUCGACGAGGAGGCACCUGGAAGCUGCUCGGAUCUGUCGUCUACGCCCACAGCAAGGAGCUCAUCACAGCGUGGUACAUCGGCUUCCUGUGUCUGAUCCUGGCCUCGUUCCUUGUCUACUCAGUGGAGAAGGAGUUAAAUAAUGAGUUUGAGACGUACGCUGAUGCUCUCUGGUGGGGACUGAUCACUCUCACCACCAUAGGUUAUGGUGAUAAGGUUCCCAAGACCUGGUACGGACGCCUGCUGGCCGCCACGUUCAGCAUGAUCGGGGUGGCCUUCUUCGCACUUCCUGCUGGCAUCCUGGGCUCUGGCUUUGCCCUCAAAGUCCAGGAGCAGCACAGGCAAAAACAUUUUCAGAAGAGACGCAGCCCUGCAGCGGGCCUCAUCCAGGCUGCUUGGAGGUUUUAUGCUACCAACCUGUCCCGCACAGAUCUGUUUUGCACAUGGGACUUUUAUGAGGAGACUGUAGCUAUUCCAAUGUACAGACUCAUUCCACCCCUGAAUCAACUGGACCUGCUGAGGAACCUGAAGGGCAAGUCAUUCAGGAAAGAUUCUCAGGCAGAAACCUCCCCAAGUAAUGAAAAUGCACACAAAGACAGACUUUGCGGGUGCUGUCCGAGAACCAUUAGUCGGAAGGCCAGCUUGAAGGACAAGGUGUUUCCCAGUCCGUCCAAGGGAUCCAUGGCCAAAGGAAAGGGCCAGUCUGAAGGGGCAGAGGAGGGGGCUGAGGGAAGUCCCAGCAAGGUCUCCAAGACCUGGAGCUUCACUGAGAAGAACCGAGGGCCCAUUUACAGCCUCAGGAGCCGGGGCAGCGCUUCACGCCAAAACUCAGAGGAGGCGAGCCUCCCAGGAGAGGAAAUGGCUGACGACAAGAGCUGCGACUGUGACUUUGCCUCCCAGGAAUUACCUCCAGGGUUGAAGGUUACAAUACGGGCAAUCUGCAUCAUGAAGUUCCUGGUGUCAAAGAGGAGGUUUAAAGAGAGCCUGCGGCCUUAUGAUGUCAUGGAUGUGAUCGAGCAGUACUCUGCAGGUCACCUGGACAUGCUUUGUCGCAUUAAGAACCUACAAUCCAGGAUAGAUAUGAUUGUUGGCCCCCCUGCCCCUUCAACACCACGCCAUAAGAAGUCCACUGAAGGUCCUAGAGUUGACAUGAUAGUUGGCAAAGGUCCUAAAGCUGACGGAGACGCUGCAGAGGACCAGAGCAUGAAUGGACGUCUGGUCAAAGUGGAGAAACAGAUGACGGGUAUGGACAGGAAACUUGAUUUCCUGGUCAACGUGUACGUGCAGCGCAUGGGCAUCCCUCGUUCUGAAACAGACGCCUUUUUCAACUCCAAAGAGCUGUAUCCAGCUCCGCCUUACCACAGCCCAGAGGAGAUCAAGCUGGAGAAGGAGGGAAGAGAGGAGGUGAAGGAAGAAAAGGAGGUUAAAACCUGCUCCCCUGCAGAUGUCCCAUGCUCUGAUGGGUCCUCUGAAAAGAAAGAUCCUCUACUGCAUCAGUCUGUGGCCAGGUCAGUGGGUACUCCCUCUGGCAGCCUCAGCCGCCCCUCUACCUCUUGGCAGCACCAAAUGCAGCACCCCCUCAGCCAGCCUGCCUGGAACAGCAGCGUGGCCAACACGCCUUCACCGACCGGUGAAGGCGGCGAGCGCUCGCCCAACCCGUUCCGCCUUCGACCUCCUCCUGCUCUGGUCCACGACCGCUCGUCAUCUGGCCCGGGUGGCAACAGCAGAGAGAGCUGCUCCAAGAACAGGAGGCGCCACAGGAGGCAGAGGUGUCAGCAGGAUGCCAUCGCCGUGGAGAGCGACACGUCUCUCUCCAUCCCGUCCGUUGACCACGAGGAGCUGGAGCGCUCCUUCAGCGGCUUCAGCAUCUCCCAGGCCAAGGAGGACUUCUUUGGGCCUCCUUUCUUCACAGGCUCAGGAGGGGGAGCGGGAGCAGGGACUGAAGCCGUACCUGGAAAUUCACUCUGUGCCAGAGUGAGACCCUUCAUAGCAGAGGGGGAAUCAGACACAGACUCAGACCUGUAUGCCCCCUCACCACUGUCCUUCACUGGAGAGGUCUCAUUUGUGGAGAGGGGGUGGCCAGGACUGAAGUAGAUUCAUGGCGAACGAGAUCAGUGCUUCAGUGGCCAACAGGAAACCUGUCCCCAGACCAUACAGCCAAAUGACUGAUGUCUGAUGCACCUACAGACUAUCAAAGGUUUAUUGAAUGGAUGUGAUUAGCUCUUUAUUACAUAAGAUGGGAAAAUAUGUUCUUAUAAACAUAUGGGGUGGUCCUUUAUCACAUUUUUUUUUGUGAUGUUACACUUGACAAGAAUUGUUAAAUUACACUUUCAUUGCCUUCUACUGAGUUUUGAUCUGUCUUUGAUGACAGAUACGUGUCAGUGUGAUUUGUGGUGAGGAUUUCAUUUUGCACUGAACUUGACAUUGAUUUGAAAUGAGUAAGUCCCUUUGCUUUUUUUAGUGGCGAGUGCACUUCUUCUGUUAAACCACUUUAAAUAACUUUGAAACCACAGUGGCAGUUAGUAAAGCAAAGAUUGUUAGUCUUAUCAUGUGGUUAGUGUAGUGUCUUGAAAGCUUCUAUACCUUUGAAUGAAUUGAGGUGUUAUGAUGAUGCCAAAAUCAUAGCUAUGAUAAUCAAUUAGAUUCCUGCAGAGUAAAAAAAAAAAAAAAGCAUCAUUAAUUCCGCCUGGUGUUUAAUAAAAUAGUAAAGAGAAUCUCCCCUCAAAGUAUUGCAGAUACUUCCCCCAUCAGUAAACCAGAGGACGUCCUGCAUGGCAUGUUAAACAGUUGAUUUAAGGACAGUGGUUAAAGGCGGGCUUCCAAACCAAAUGGUGGCAAAAAGUCAGCACAACAACCCACUGAGUGUUGCCCUUCUGUACAGAGCAGUGGAUACACAUUACAAUGUGCAUGCAUGACUGGUUUCAAGCUACAGUGUGUUGAGUUUUAAGGAGCUUUGCUGGAAUUCCACUCCGGUGAGAGACAGCCUGAGCUCGCUACUUUUCAUGGCUCUUCUUUUCUGGGCAAAUACGUGAAUUCAUGGAUUAUGUAUGCAGGGGCAGAUGCUUAUUAUAGCACAGUCUAUAUGUGUGGACAUUAACUUGUGUGUUUUAUGUUGUUAUUACACAACAAUUAGUGCUGAUGUUGGACUGAGUAAACCAUAAGGGAGAUUUAUGCUGUGAUGCAUAUGUCAAUCAUUUAGAUUCCUUGUAGAUACAUUUGUUCUGCACUAAAUGAGAAAAUGCAAUAAAAAUCGAGCGAGGCAAUCGAGAACCAUCCUUUACCAACAUCUACAUGGCCUUAUUUUUCAUGACAAAAUCCUUUGUUUUAUAAGUAAAUCAGUUAUAUCAUUAUUAACAUUUCAUGUACCAUUCCAGGUGUUAUAGGUUUAACUAUGUACUCAUAACAGAUGCUGGAGGUUGAAGUACAUUUGACUACAGAUGAUGCUAACGCGAGUCAUAGAAAAUCUACUUUAGCAUUUUUAAAUUAACUCUACAAUAUGGAUGUGAUAGCAGAAGGGGGAUUUCAGUUAGUGGAUUCUUUUCACACACAAUCUCUGAAAAGAAUAAACAAACCUGCAGACAUUUGUUCCCCCUCCUUUCACUCAUACAUGAAACAGUGGUUUUAACUCAGCACCCUCAUGUAACUGCACUUUCUUUCUCUUCAAUAAUAAAACUUUGUACAUCAUUGAAAAGCAUGUCGUUGAUCUUCUGUUGUUUCAAACCCUCCGUGUCAGUGAAGCUUCGAAGUUUAUCAGGAAUGUGGUGUAAUGAUGGCCACGUUUCACUAGAUGGCAGCCAAGAGCUUCUUUGAGUGGGUGCUUGAUAAAACCAUGGAUUGUGGGAGAGUGAUCAGAUUUAUAGACACCUCAGGGUUCACAGGUUUCCUUCAAUAAGAACGUUAUAACUUUUGACCAGAACAAUAUAAUAUGUUUGUAUGUUACUAAGAUAGAUUUGAAAAACAAUUGUAUGUGUUUAUAAUUGAUAUCUGACUGCA